AUGGCUCCGAGGACGAAAGGAAGAGGUCAUGGGAAGGCUGUUGAUGAAACUAUGGGAGUGGCACCCGCGGAGGAAUCACAGAAUGAAAGCUCAUUUGCGCAACUUGCCGCAAAACAUUGGUUAAAGCCUUCGAAGAAGUCCGCGAAGGUCAAGGUCAAGCAGGACGUUAUCAAGAAAGAAAUAUGGGAUGUUUUAGAGCAUGAGCAUUUCUCAUUUAGGUCGCUUUUGAUACUGGAAAAUCUACAUAUCCUUGAGAAUUAUCUUUGGCCAGGUUAUUCAGAAGAUGCUUCCAAUUUUCACAUACUUCUCAUAGUCCUCAUCGUAAAUGUAAGGACUAGAGAACAUUUGCCUACUUGGGAUAUUUUUGCGGACAAUACACCCGAUUUCUCUACCCUCUUUCGACGAAUCUUAUCUAUGACAUUGGAUACUACCCUUUCUGCGACAAUACGAACAAAUCUCUUGUCAUUCAUAAUAAGUGCAUUUCAGUCUUUAGACAAUGGCAUAGUUCGGAAAGAAUGCGCACCUCUGGUGUCAAUAUCUAUCUGGCACAACAUUUCGAGCGAGAAGAAGAGAGAAAAGAUACUCGAUCACACUGUACAACUGAAGAAAGCUUGGAGGGCGGCAGCGAAACGAUACGAUGCCUCUGACGAGCCUACGAAAGCUCGACUUCGAUUUGAGCGCUCCUGGCUUUUAACUCUGAUUCUUGACUUUUUCAAUCAACUUUACGGGGAGAAAAUAAAGUCUGAAAACGUACAGUAUUGUGAAAGGUUCAUAGAGUUUUUAUCAGAUCUCCAGAGUCAAUUACCAACCAGGAGAUAUAUGAACACACUUUUACAAGAUUUGCACAUUCUCCCAACUAUCAGACUAUCUCCAGCAUUCAAUGACGAGGAGAACGGGCUUCUACGAGAUCUUUAUGCUCUUCUUAAGCAUUAUACAUACUUUGCAAUUAAUGACCAUACAGGUGCUCAGCAUAGCCGCACGGAAGCAUAUGAACGCCAUUGUGCAACUUUAGCGUCCCUGCAGAGGACUGCACUCAAACACUUCAAGGACAAGCUGACUAUCCUUGCUUUGUCCAAUUAUUCGUCCAUCGACAAGCGGGUGGAGCUUGAGGGUCAUUUAGAAUCCCUUACAGAUGCUGAGAUGACAGAGCUCUGCGAUCAUCUUGAUUUGCGGACAUCUUAUCCGCCAUCUACCAAGGUUGUUGUAGAUCGUGGAUUCCUUGUGGAGAUUCUUCUAUCGACACAUGAAAAGCGCAAGACGUUCCAAGAAACCGCCCGUGACUUGAGCAUCCUUCCAACAGAGAGUACUCUUUUUGAAAGAACCCUGCUCAGAAAUGAUGGAUUUGAUGGGUCACAACCCUUGGCAAUCCCGAAGCUGAAUUUGCAAUAUUUGACCGUUGGAGACUUCUUGUGGCGAUCAUUUAUAUUGCAUCGAUGUGAAUCGUUUUACGAGAUCAGACGAGAUGUCGAGGACACAAUAAAACGACUCCGACCUGUAGCUGGCAGAACAGGGCAAACAAGUUUUGAAGGAUUUUCCAAGAUGGCACUGCCGAUAACGAAACCUUCUAUUCUUGAAGUGGUACCUCCCCUUGUAGGAGACGACAACCCAGCCGUCGUCCGGGCCGAAGUCACACUUGAUGUCAGUCGCAUGGCUGAAAACAUUCGUCGAGAAUGGGAUUCAUUACGGCCCGAUGACGUGAUCUUCCUGCUUUCCGUGCAAGCCACUAAUGAGUCUGCUAUGAUCUCGAACAGCGGUGCGACGCCUUCGGACGCGCAAAAUUCAGGUCUGAGAUAUCUCCGCGCUGCCGAAGUCAUCCAAGUUCAAGAUGAUCAUGGGCGCUCGUUAAUGAACUACAAUGGUCAAGUGAAUGGUAAUGCUCGCGCUGGUUCGCGAAGACUACAGUUGAAACUCGACGCAGCCAUGUAUAAAGAGGACAAAGAUCGCGUCGAUAAAGGCAAGCCUGAUAUUUACGAGACUAUGAACGUUAUUGUUCGCAGAAGAGGACGUGAAAACAAUUUCAAACCCAUCCUCGAAUCGAUAAGAAGUCUUACCUUAUUUGACGUCCCCCUGGCUCCUUGGCUCCAUGAGGUAUUUCUAGGCUAUGGUGAUCCUGCGGGAGCCAGUUAUACUAGACUAUCAAAUCAGCUCAAAAAGGUCGACUAUCGAGACACAUUUCUUGACUGGCAACAUCUUAUUGAAAGCUUACCCGGUAGGACGGUUGAGCCAAGCGAUGAUGUUACGGGUAGUUUUGGACCACCCUACGUUUUGCAAACGGUGGCGAAAGCUGCUGAACCACCAGCCAGACCAACGAAAAAGAGACGCAGAGAAGCAGAACCUACACCAAAGGAGGAGCCACAAGCCAUCCAGGUCUCUUCUUAUAAACCUCCAAGUACAGGACCAUACCCUAUGGACGCCCCUAAAUUAAAUCAAGUCCGUUUUACCCCUACUCAAAUCGAAGCAAUUAUCUCUGGCACGCAACCCGGUCUCACCGUUAUUGUUGGUCCUCCAGGAACUGGCAAGACGGAUGUUGCAACCCAGAUCAUCAACAAUCUAUAUCACAACUUCCCUAACCAGCGCACUCUUCUUAUUGCGCAUAGUAAUCAGGCGCUCAAUCAAUUGUUCCAGAAAAUUGUUGCUCUGGAUAUUGAUCAACGCCAUCUUCUACGGCUGGGGCAUGGUGAGGAGGAACUAGACACUGAAACGAAUUUCAGUAAACACGGACGUGUCGAGUCUUUCCUUGAAAAUAGAGAUGGUUACCUUAGAGAGGUUGAUCGUCUUGCUGCCAAUUUUGGCGCCCCAGGUGCUCAUGGAAGUUCAGCAGAGACAGCUGGGUACUUUAACUCAGUUUACGUUGAGCCGGCAUGGACAAGAUUCCAGGAAGUUAUGAAGGGUCCGGAGUUAACAUCUGAGUCGAUUGUCUCUGCAUUUCCCUUUCACUACUACUUUUCGAAUGCCCCUCAGCCUCUUUUCCCUCCUGGUGCUGAUAAGGAUGCCGUCGUUGAUGUAGCUACGGGAUGUUAUCAUCAUAUUACUAAAAUAUUCGCGGAGCUUGAAGAUGUUCGACCAUUUGAGAUACUGCGACGCGAUCGGGAUAAGGCGAACUAUCUUCUUACUAAUGAAGCUCGAAUCAUUGCGAUGACAUCUACACAUGCAGCCAUGAGAAGACGUGAAAUAUCAUCACUUGGCUUUCACUACGACAAUGUUGUGAUGGAAGAGGCAGCUCAGAUCACUGAAAUCGAGAAUUUCAUACCUAUGGCGUUGCAGAAGCCAAACAGUGGCAAAACUCCUCUUCAGCGUGUAGUUUUAUGUGGUGACCACUUCCAAAACUCUCCCGUCAUUCAAAAUCUUGCAUUCCGCCACUACGCAAACCUUGAACAAUCGCUCUUCUCUCGCCUUGUUCGCUUGGGCGUUCCAACCAUCAAUCUCGAUCAACAAGGUCGUGCUCGUCCGUCUAUUGCAUCUCUCUACUCCUGGCGCUACAAAAACCUUGGUAACCUACCAAUCGUAUCAACCACGCCUGAAUAUCAAACCGCAAAUGCGGGUUUCAAAUACGACUAUCAAUUCAUUCAAGUACCUGAUUACAAAGGCAAGGGUGAAAUGGAGCCAACUCCUCAUUUCAUUCAGAACUUAGGAGAAGCAGAAUAUGCAGUCGCCAUCUACCAGUAUAUGCGAUUACUUGGAUAUCCAGCUUCGAAGAUCAGCAUAUUGUCCACAUAUGCUGGUCAGCGUGCACUAAUCAAAGAUGUCCUAUCGCAUCGAUGUGCAAAGAACCCUCUAUUUGGUCUCCCAAAAAUCGUCACAACAGUCGAUAAAUAUCAAGGAGAACAAAAUGACUAUGUUAUUCUUUCCCUCACUCGUACAUCACGCGUCGGCUAUCUUCGCGACAUCAGACGUCUUACGGUUGCACUGUCUCGCGCUCGCCUCGGCCUUUAUAUUUUGGGACGACGGGAGAUCUUUGAAUACUGUUUUGAGCUAAAACAAGCCUUUGAUAUCUUAUUAUCUAGACCUGAUAAAUUGAUGCUGAGUACCGGGGAGAUGUGGCCAAGUCAGAGGAUACUGACAGAUGAGGAGGGACUAGAGUCGGUACAAGGUGAAGCAGUGAUGGAGGGAUUAGAACAUCUAGGUCAAUAUGUUUUUGAGAUGACCAACUCUAAGAUAAGGCAGUUGAGAGAAGAGAGGGGAUUGCCGGAGGGUGGAGCUGAGUCUCUAGCCGUUAUUGAGGAGGGAAAGGUGGUUGGGGAUGGCGAUGAGGAUGGAGAGAGGUUCGAGGCUUUGGAGGAAGAUAAUGAGCUUCCUGGAGGUGAAGAUGAAUUUGAUGGCGUUGAUUGA
This is a messenger RNA of Sclerotinia borealis F-4128, 4329 nucleotides long. The record is from the annotation of a GenBank genome assembly. Lineage: Eukaryota; Fungi; Ascomycota; Leotiomycetes; Helotiales; Sclerotiniaceae.